Molecule: messenger RNA, 1002 nt
Organism: Suillus bovinus
Lineage: Eukaryota; Fungi; Basidiomycota; Agaricomycetes; Boletales; Suillaceae
Product: NUDIX hydrolase domain-like protein
Exons: 6
Coding region: 1-1002 (333 amino acids)
Molecular function (GO): 8-oxo-dGDP phosphatase activity
Source: RefSeq, a predicted model, not a curated record
AUGUCUAACGACCCGCCAUCUCCCGUAUCCCCACCACUUUCUUAUCUUGAGCUCGUCAAGAUAUGCGACAAUUUUCGCCUACCAUCUGACUUUGACUUUCCUCAUGUCUUUCAAAAGCCUUUGGAUAGAGACUCUUUCGUCCCGUGGACACUAUCGCAGUCUCCAGGAAGUCCUGCUGUUGGGCUCUUGAGGCUUGACAUAGUAGAUCUCCUUCGAAAAGAGAAACCUGGGACAUGGGUCAUUCCAGAACCUCAGGCUGGGUGCCGUGUCAGCUUUGAUGCGUCAGUCAAUACCCCGAGAAAGCGCAGUGCAGUGCUGAAAGAGCUCUGUGAGCGCUGGCGCGACACUGGCGUGUUCCCUGCGAGCAUUGGGCCCCGGAAAUGGCGGAACGAGAUGUACCCUGUGUACCGGAAUCCCUUUGGAGAAUUGGGAAACUACGCCUUUGAGAUGGAGCGCGCCGCGUGUCCUCUUUUUGGCGUCAUAACAUAUGGGAUACAUAUGACUAUCUAUCAAGGGAUCGCCAGCAGCCCAGAAGUGAAGAUUUGGGUCCCAACGCGGGCGAAGACGAAGCAGACGUGGCCAAGCUGGUUGGAUAAUAGCGUUGCUGGUGGGAUACCCAGUGGCAUGUCUGUCUUCGAGAGCCUUGUCAAGGAGUGCGAGGAGGAGGCCAGUAUAGAAGCAGACAUCGUGAGGAAUCAUGCCAAACCCGUCGGAGCAAUCAGCUAUUUCUUCAGAUACGUUUACGAUCUCGAGGUACCGAAUGAUACUCCGUUCCAGCCCCGUCCAUUAGACGGCGAGGUGGAGUCUUUUGAUUUGCUAUCGCUGGAUGAAGUGAAAGCAAAGAUGAGGCAGGGAAUCUUCAAGCCCAAUUGCGCUGCUGUCCUCAUUGACUUCUUUGUCCGACACGGCCACUUGACACCUGAUGAUGAGCCCGAUUAUAUGGAAAUCAUCACGAGAUUACAUGGGAGAUUCGAAUAUGAAAGAUGGUGCCAACAGGUAUGA